CGUGUUUCCCGUCUUUUGGUGCGGCUCAUGCGGUCCCGGACGUGCAAACCUCGCCGCGCGUCUUUCCUCCGUCACUCGGUGGAAGAAGUGACGGGACGGGCGUCCCGGCGGCCGCGCGCCGCUUCACGCGAGGAGGACGGGCUGCACCUUCAGCCUGACGCUUUAUCGUCUGAAGGUUUGACGAGACGCUGUGUGUAGACCGUUUCUCCCGGUGUUCGCGGUGUGCAUGAAGCUGAAACGUGAUAAACCUCGCCACAUGGAUCGAAGCACGCGGGAACGAGCUGUUUGAGACAGAUAGAGGUGCUGACAUGAGCAAGGUGAGGGGUAGGAGAGAGAGGUGUGGCGGCCCGCCUUCUGUCGCCGUGGUGUACGGUUCCGGCACCCCCUGUGACCCGGCCCAGCCCGGUCGGGCCACACACUCAGGCAUACUGGAUGACCUCAGCCUGAUGAGUGUCAGUGAACAGCAGACCCUGUUAACACGGGGGUCCUCACAAGCAGGGGCUGAUGUCCACGGGGGUUCGUCAGGCUGCGUGCCGUCUCCCGGCACCCCCCUCUCGGGCCCUGUGAGCAGGGCCCCACACCGCUCCUCUCCCCGGGGGGCUCUCCACACCAUCGGACGGCUCGUGAAGCUGGGCCGCUUACGGAACGUGGUGGUGCUGGCCGGGGCCGGGAUCAGCACGGCCAGCGGCAUCCCGGACUUCAGGACCCCAGGGACAGGCUUGUAUGCCAACCUGGCGAAAUACAACCUUCCCUACCCAGAAGCCGUCUUCGACGUUGACUUCUUCUCCGAUGACCCUCGACCCUUCUACUCAUUGGCUAAGGAGCUGUAUCCGGGCCGCCAUCGGCCCAAUUACGUACAUUACUUCAUCCGCGUGCUGCACCAGAAGGGUCUCCUGCUCCGCAUGUACUCCCAGAACAUCGACGGCCUCGAAAAAAUGUGUGGGAUUCCAGAGGAUAAACUGGUGGAAGCCCACGGGACAUUUGCGAGCGCGUCCUGUCACCUGUGUUACACGGCCUUUCCUGCGGAAGAAGCCAAGCAAGCCAUCAUGAGUGACGGUGUCCCGACCUGUUCAUUUUGUUCCGCCACCGUCAAGCCGAACGUCGUGUUUUUCGGAGAAGAUCUGCCUGAGAAAUACUUCCAGCACGCCAGAGACUUUCCUCGAGCAGACCUACUCAUGAUCAUGGGCACGUCCCUGCAGAUUGAGCCCUUUGCCAGCCUGGUGAACACGGUGAGGUCCACGGUGCCACGGCUCCUGCUGAACCGGCACGCGGUGGGUCCCUUUGAGCGCAAGCCCCUCCGGAGACGAGACUACAUGGAGCUGGGAGACCUGGUGGACUCGGUCAGCCGCCUCGCACGGAUCCUGGGCUGGCAUGCCGAGAUCCAGGACCUGCUGAACAGCCAGGAGGGAGGGACCCUUCCCGCAAUGAUGAGCGAUCCACAGUCGGGCGAAGGAGAGCAGAUGGACCAGCAGCAAAGCAGCAGUCUGGGAGCUGAGGCUCAGGCUAGGAGGCCGGCCCAGUCCAGUUCUGGAGGCCCAGUUCCGUCUUGCAGCAGCGAGGAGAGCGACUCCUCAGAGCCCGAUGGCAGGAACCCAGUGACGUCCGUGCCAAGUAUCUACGGCCGCCUGGUCUGACACUUCAUUGUGAUCCUGUACUUGCUUGGGUUCAGAUUUUGUUUUUAUUUCUUAAAGGUCAAACAAUCAGCACUUCUUUACCUCUGGGACCAUUUUAAUAAAUCUUUAAAAUACUAAUUAAUUUAUUUUAGUUCGAGAAAACUUGUUUCUGCAUAUGGUUAACAGUGCAUUUGUUUGGUAAUGAGAUCAGAGUAGAGACCUUUUGGGGCACCUCACUGAAAACGGUGAGAAGAAAGCCAUACAGUGGCAACAUGUAAAUGGGACGUCCUGUUUGGGUGGUAAUGUGUGGAUGGGACAUUGUUUGUGUGUUCUCGUGGGAGAGGGGGGGGGUGUUUGGAGCGCAAUAGCUCAAGAGAGGGAAGGUGUGAUGACCUGAAGGUGUGGGGCCCUGCUCUGUGUGUGUAGGGGGAGCCUUACAACUGGAGCCUUCCUCCAAACCUCUUAGUAAAUGCCUCUGCUUUGCAAUAAAGGAUCCCUGAGCUGGGGGGGUCCAUGUGCACCUGUGUAUGUGCAAGGCGUGUAUGAGAAUAGACAUUUUUGCCUUCCAGUGUUUGAGAGAAUGGUCAUGUGAUCUCUCCCUCCCAUGUGCUGGGUAUACUGGGUGUUUUAGACUUCUUACUGAAGUCCUCUGGUUUGACACUUUGAGUUGAUCUGUUUUGCCCUGAAGUGUUCCAUGCUGAGAGACUAAUCUUCAAGUGGUGCAUGUAAAUUACCACUUUGGACAGCUUAAACACACUUUUCCCCUCCUUGUUGGGAAUACAGAGAUUGCUGUUUUUAUAGGUGAUGUACCUGUUUUAUCAAUACUGUUGACAUUAAAAAUAUUUAAUGAAAGGCUGCUAGUGACUCCACUUGUGAAUGUUUCAGUCUAGUUGUUACAUUUUUUUUCAACCAACAUUAAACAUACUUGAAGAAACUACUCCAGACCGGUUUGUGCCACAAAAACGCAUUUAUAAGAGCUGGACGUACCUAAUGUCAAAAUUUGGGAUAUUAUGUAAAUGUGCUUCAGUAAUACAAUUAACUUUGGAAACAGCAUUAAAGAAUCCAUGUGUUCUUAAUCAGACUUUACAAAAGCAGACAUGGUUUGAACCCCAUAAGAUGCCAAGUAGUAAGAUUUCCCCUUUGGUUUCCAGGUGGCAACUGGGCUACCAGUGCAGGGUGGCGGCUUGUCAAGUAAGGAAACGAAUCUUGACUUCAGUGAUUGUCUCACACACCCCACCCCUAAUUUGAGUGCAAAUCAAUAAUAUGGAAACAUUCAUUAAUUCAAGGUAUUUAUCUGCAAUUACAUGCAAUUAAAGAGUGAACUGGUUAGAAUUAAGCCACAUCUCAUUCUCUCCUUACACAUGGGCCAGUUCACCCUGCAUGUGCUGCUGUUUUCUACAUCAUUAAAUAACAGUUUCUGUGCCAAACAUACAUUUGUGGUAUAUGUUGUGUAAUAGGUGUCUUGCAUUUAUCUGUGUAGAAAAUGGUUAAGCCAGCGUUACAGAUAUAAACAUAAGCAAAUAUGGCAUGUUUGUUGAAAACGACAAGUGAGGAUCAUUCUGGUUAAAAGCUCUAACCAGACGGCACUCCCAAGAGCUGUAACUGAAGAACCAGUGGAGUGUCUAAAAAAAUAGUCACUCAGCCCAUUUACCAGUUCAUACUUCUUUUUUGGUGCUGGAGUGAACAGAAAUUAGCAAGUUGAACUUUACAGCCAACCCUCUUCAGAAAACAUAAGGUUAGUACAUUAUAUUGACUAACAUCCAUUUAUAAGGUAGAGUGGACCGCAACAUAUUAAAUCCUACUUUAAGGCCACUAUGAUGAUGUUACAAUACUGCGUGCAAUAUUGAGCGAACCAACUUUUGCAUCCCCAGUGCUGCUUGUGACUUUUAUAGACUACCAAGCUGUCCCCUGCACACAUCGGAAACCACU
Electrophorus electricus (electric eel) is the source of this 3542-nucleotide messenger RNA. RefSeq names its product SIRT1 domain-containing protein. The record is from RefSeq and is a predicted model, not a curated record. NCBI's taxonomy places the organism in Eukaryota, Metazoa, Chordata, Actinopteri, Gymnotiformes, Gymnotidae. Gene Ontology annotation, molecular function: NAD+ binding; histone deacetylase activity, NAD-dependent. Gene Ontology annotation, cellular component: nucleus.